GUGACGUUAACCGAAUGCAUUUGAACCGGUUACAAAAGUCUGUAAGAAAAUUACAUACGAUUUAUACAUAUUAUGUCUAAGCCAAGGGUUCUAGUGCUCGGAGGUUGUGGUUUCGUUGGUCGAAACCUGGUAUCCUACUUAGCAAAGAAUGAUCUCACAAGUGCAAUAAGGGUAGUCGACAAAGUGCCUCCACAAGUGGCCUGGCUGAAUGAUGCCCAUACUGGAGCUUUCGGAAGUAGUAACGUGGAAUUCAAGAGUGCUAAUUUGAUUAAUCCAGAAUCAUGUAAAAACGUUUUCCAACCCUUCGACGGUAUGCCCUGGGAUAUUGUGGUAAACUGCGCAGGGGAGACGAAACUGGGGCAAACCGAUCCCGUUUACAAUGAAGGCAUAUUGAAAUUGAGCUUAAACUGUGCAAAGGAAGCAGCUCAACAAAAUGUCAAGCACUUCAUCGAACUGUCGUCUGGCAAUAUGUACUCUUCGGAUAAGGUCGCCCAUAAGGAAGACGGUCCCGUUGAGCCGUGGACCUUUGUUGCCAAGUGGAAGCGACAGGUAGAGAAACAGUUUGCAGAAAUGUCCGAUUUACCAUACACCAUCCUUAGGUUGCCGGUAGUGUAUGGACCUGGUGACAGGAGCGGUUUGAUGCCGCGGAUAAUGGCCGCAGCAAUUUAUAAGCACCUGGGCGAAACCAUGAAGCUGCUGUGGAAUGCGGAGCUAAGAAUAAAUACCGUGCAUGUAAAUGACGUGUGCGGGGCGAUUUGGUUUGUUUGUUGCCGGGAUGAUACCGUUGGGCAGAUCUACAAUGUGGUGGACGACGCGGACUCCACCCAGGGCUCCAUAACCAAUAUCCUGGCCGACCUUUUCAACGUCAAAGUCGACUAUUACGGAAAUCUCGUCUCGGCGGUUGUGGAUCUGGUGGGGGCCGCUGACGACGCCAACGAUAAACACCUGGGCCCUUGGGCGGAGGCCUGCCGCGACAACGACAUUCUCAACACCCCUCUGUCUCCUCAUAUGGAUUCGGAAUUGCUCCUGCACAAACAUCUGAGACUGGACGGGAGCAAGUUGAGAAACUUGGGCUUCUCCGUGUCCGUGCCUCAUCCCACCGAGGAGAAUCUAAAGGAGAUCGUCAACGACUUCCUGAAGAUGAAGGUCUUCCCUCAGUCGUUGGCUCCUUGAGGGGCUUUUUUUUUGCAAUUUUUCGAGUGUAAUAUUUCAUGUAGAGGGGGGAAAUUUGGGAGCCGUAAUCUUUAAUUGUCUCGUCUUAGUGGUUGUUUGUUCGUUUCGGAAUUGGAUUUGCCAAAAAUAUCGUUGGGGUUGCGGUUUCCGAAAGUCCCCUUUCUCUCCGAGUAGCUGUAAGGGUAAAAUAAGUACUUAUUCUGUACUUACAUACUGUUUUGCUUUCUCAUAUUAGGCUUAGGAGAACCGUCACGGGAAGGAGUGUUUUUAAUAAUUGUCUGGCUCAGCGAGGAACGGUGCACGAUGAAAGGGAAUUACUCCGGGCCUAACCUGGGAGGUGAUCCGUUAUUUUUCCUAAAUACUUAAAAUAUACAGGUUUAAAGUGCAUUAAUGGUAGAUAAGUAAGAUUAAAAAUAUAUUUUAAAGCGGAAGCUGCAAGUGAUAAUCAAACCACAUUCCAACUGCUUAGUUUGUGAUUUAUUGUUCCACGCAGGGCGUCGAGAUAUUCUACCGGGAAAAUUCCACAAUUCGCUCUCUGGCCAAUAAAACGAAAAAGGUUCAUGUAAAUGUCGGUUCGAACUUGAUAUUUUAUGUUUAAGUUCAAAAUUUUUGGUUUAAACUCGAAACUUUUAGUUGACUUUCGAAAGUACAAAAAAUUGUAAGUUUGUAUUCAGAAAUUCGAAAUUUGAAACAAGUUUUACCUCAAAAUUUAAGGUUUGCACUUGAUAUUUUGCAAUUAAACUCAAAAUUUUGACUUCAAACUCGAAUUUCAACUUGACAUUAGAAAAUUCAGGUAUUAAUUUGGUAAUUUUCAGUUUUCAAGCAAAAUUUUGAACUUUAAAGAAAUUUCAAGUUUGAAACGUGAAAUUUGAGACAGAAAAUUUUGCUAAACUUGAAAAUGCGAGUUCAAAUUCAAAAUUUCAAUUCGAACUUGAUACUUCACGAUGUUCGGAAGGCAAGAACAAAAAAUAAAAUGAGCCUUUCUAUGCUUUCAUAGAAACGUAUUAUUUUUACAAUAAUUUUAUUAUAACACUUCUGUAGUUGGUCUAAUGAUCUCACAACCCAAAUCUACAACUAUUUUUAGAACUACUGAAAUUUUAGAUUCUUUUAAGAAAACACAACUUGCUACUUUUUAACCUCACGUCUCUUUUUAGAUGGUAUUCAUCAUGAUGUGACUUAAAAAAAAAUAUUUUUGCGUUUUUUAUGCGAUAUAAUAAUUAUGUGGUACCAAGGAAAGGGGGUAGGUGGGGGAAUGCUUUGUGUAAAUAUUUCUGUCACCAACAGAGGCUGUAUCGAUUGUGAAUAUUUCCAAUUUUGAUGAAAGUCCUGAGUAAAAAAUUAAUUUUGACUUAAUCUCUUCAUUAUUUUAAAAAAUGUGUAUCUGUAAUUUCCAAAUUAUUAAAAAAAAGUCCAUAUGAUUUUGUUAAAUUUUUGGUCGGAGAAUCGUUUAUAGGCUUUUCUUAGUGGAAUAUCGUAACACCCCGUACAUUUAACCAUCGAGGUGUCAAUUUUUGAAAUGUUGCUCAAAUUAUUCUUUAGAGUUUCUCAGCGACGAGGCUUUAUUUUGGUAUCGUUGUUAACGAGUUGUACUAUUGUUAAUUAAGUCCGAGUCUCGUACUGAAUAAAUUAUACUGCUUAU
This is a messenger RNA of Anoplophora glabripennis (Asian longhorned beetle), 2812 nucleotides long. RefSeq names its product dTDP-D-glucose 4,6-dehydratase. The record is from RefSeq and is a predicted model, not a curated record. Bases 73 to 1173 code for a protein of 366 amino acids. The transcript has 5 exons. NCBI's taxonomy places the organism in Eukaryota, Metazoa, Arthropoda, Insecta, Coleoptera, Cerambycidae.